Centropristis striata (black sea bass) is the source of this 1930-nucleotide messenger RNA. RefSeq names its product 4F2 cell-surface antigen heavy chain-like. NCBI's taxonomy places the organism in Eukaryota, Metazoa, Chordata, Actinopteri, Perciformes, Serranidae. Gene Ontology annotation, biological process: carbohydrate metabolic process; amino acid transport. The transcript is spliced from 8 exons. The record is from RefSeq and is a predicted model, not a curated record. The coding region runs from base 140 to 1816 and encodes 558 amino acids.
AGAGACAGACAGAGAGAGAGAGACAGACAGAGAGAGACAGACAGACAGACAUCACGGACACAGUGCAGAGCUGCUCCGAGGGUCGCGUGUCUUUCCGUGCAUUAAUACCGGGACAUUAACGGUAAAUUAACGGUAAAUUAUGACUACGGAGGAGACGAACGUGGAUCUGAAGGAUGCUGAGACCAGAGACGCGGAGCCGGAGCACGCGGCGGAUCCGGAUCCGGCUCCGGUCCCUGCGGAUGCUGAUGCGACGGAGGCCGACGUGAGCGAGGCGGACCUGGACCAGGAGGAGCAGGAGAAGCAGCCGAUGACCGGAGGAGGAGACCGGGACCAGGACGCUCCGUCCGCCGGGGAGGAGGAGGAGGAGGAGGCGGUGGCGGCGGAGAAGAACGGCUCCGUGAAGCUGAAGAUCCUCGACGAGCCGGAGGAGGUGAAGUUCACCGGACUGAGCAAGGAGGAGCUGCUGAGGGUGGCCGGGACCCCGGGCUGGGUGAGGACCCGCUGGGCGCUGCUGGUGGUCUUCUGGCUCGGCUGGUUGGGGAUGCUGGUCGGCGCCGUGCUGAUCAUCCUGCAGGCGCCUCGCUGCAGAGAUCUGCCCGCCACCAGCUGGUGGAACGGCGGCCCGCUGUACCAGAUCGGAAACAUUCAGGCCUUCAGCGACGCCCAGAACCUGAAGGGUGUGGAGCAGAGGAUCGGCGCUCUGGCUCAGCUGAAGGUCAAAGGUCUGCUGCUCGGUCCGCUCCACGUCGCUCCGGCCGACGAAGCCGUCAGUCUGAGGUUCGAGGAGAUUUCCUCGGACGUCGGAAACCUGGAGCAGUUCAGAGGACUCGUCCAGGCGGCGCACAAGAAGGGUAUUUUUGUGGUCCUGGAUCUGACUCCAAACUAUCAGGGGACGUCUGGACCCUGGUUCUCCAACAUCAGCGUGACCAACGUGGCUGAGAGGCUAAAGUCUGCUCUGGUGUUCUGGAUGAACGAAGGCGUGGACGGCGUGCAGCUGGCGGGCGUGGAGCGAGUGGCCGCCGUGGUGCCGUCGCUGUGGACCGACAUCAGAGCCAUCAUCCAGAACGGGACCGAGGAACGUCCCGACAAGAGAGUCCUGAUUGGCGUCACCGAGCGCUCCUCGGCUGAGGACGUGUCCUCGCUCCUCUCCUCCACCGGCGUCGACCUGCUGAUCUCCCGGGUCCUCGGCUCCGGCGCCACGGACGCCACGGAGCGCGCUCAGACCGUCCAGCUCUUGUAUUCGUCCCACGUCCAGACCAAGCUGGCGUGGAGCCUGGGCGGGCGGGCCGAGGGUCACCUGGCCUCGCUGGUGGGAGCGGCGCUGGUCAAACUGCACCAGCUGCUGCUGCUCACGCUGCCGGGGACGCCCGUCCUGAACUACGGGGACGAGAUCGGCCUGAUGGACGAGGACACCAAGUUUCCCAGAAUGCUUUGGGACUCUGACGAGGAGCUGAACGGGACUCUGCAGGAGGAGCGGGCGGAGCGUCGGUCCUGUCGCAGGUUUUUCCGCGCGGUGAGCGAGCUGCGCGGGAAGGAGCGCUCGCUGCUGUUCGGAGACUUCGUGCUGCUCUUCAACUCGUCUUCCUCGCUGGCGUUCCUGCGCGUCUGGGACCAGAGCCCGCGCUUCCUGGCCGCCUUCAACUGGGCCGAGGAGGCGGCGGCGCUGCCGCUGAGCCACGCCGCGCUGCCGCGGCACGCCACCGUCGUCCACAGCACCAACAGCAGCGCUCUGCCCGCAGACAGCGGCGUGGACCUGACGGAGCUGCGGCUCGGCCCCGGGCAGGCCGCGCUCCUCAGGUUUCCCUACACGGGAUAGAGUCCGUGGUGAAGCUCCCAUAUAAUGUUUGUUGGUGUUGAAUAUGAACAUAAAUCAUGUUCUCUGUGUGAAACAAAGAAAAAUAAAAGCAAAAGAAACACUUUUUUCAGACAA